AACUUUUCAUACAAAGCGAGCGAAUUAUUUGUCCGAACGUGAUAGUGUCCGAGCGUGAUAAUUACACUCUCCACCUGAAACUAACUUUCUCCCGGGUGCAGUUUUAGGUGGAGAGUGCAUAAAUCUCAUGGUAGUAGUAAACGUAUGUUCACUUGUGAAUUAGAGUUGUGAUUGUUUGAAAAUCUUCUUCAACAAUUCAACGCCUUUGUAAAGGGCCGAACAGACCGAAUUAAAUAAAAUGUCAAGUUUUGUGAAAUUAAAAAAAGAUAAUGCAAUAGAUAUUAAAGGCGUAAAAACCUCUCUUCGUAAUGGACAAGUUACAUCAAGUGGUUGCGAUUCCCUUGAUUUUGUUCUUGGCGGUGGAUUAGAAAUUUCUUCUCUUUUCUUAGUCGGUGAAGAUAAAUAUGCUCGACAUUCAAACAUUCUCACAAGACUUUUUCUGGCUGACGGAUUUCAUCAUGGACACAAAAUUUACUUUGCAAACAUUGACAAUGACCCAAGGGAGAUUAUGAAAACAAUACCUCCUGGAACAGUUCAAGCAAAAGAAAUCUCGUCAGAACCUUCAGAAAAUGAUCUUCGCAUUGCUUUUCGUUAUCAAGCACUUCCAAAAAUUGAUUCAGUGCAACGAGGAUCUCAACCUUCUGUUAAUUAUGAUCUAUCAAAAAAAGUCGAUAAGGAAGUUAUUCAAAACAAUUCAGAUAUAACUUAUCGGUCUUUUUUCGAUGCUAAACAACGACGAGAGGAAAGUGACCAAACAUUCUUUGACAUAGUCAUUAAAGAUGUCAAGAAAAUUGCAAAAGAGAAUCAUGAAAACGUGUUGAGAGUUUGUAUCAGCGCUUUAGGAUCGCCUUUAUGGUACUCUCAAACAUUUUCUGAAGAAAUUUUAAGAUUCUUAGUUCAGUUGAAGUCACUCGCCAGAUAUAACGAGAAUAUUGUUUGCUUCUUAACAAUGCCAGUGUAUCUUUUAAAUGUCAUUGAUGAUCAGCUAAUUUACAGGAUAAGAAAGCUUGUUGACUGCAAUAUUGAUCUGGAGUCAUUCGACAAUGUAGACAAACAAACUAAUGCAGUUUUUAAGCAAUAUCAUGGUUUACUUCAUGUUAAGAAACUUCAAACUUUAUCUGCCCAUCAAUCCCACAAGCCGGAAUCCUUCGAUCUGGCUUUUAAAUUAAAAUCGCAUCGUUUUUUGAUAGAAAAACUUCAUCUGCCUCCUGAAUUAGAAGAGACUGCAUCUUCCAAAGCCCCAACAAUGAGUUGUGCUACAUCCGGUGUGAAAAUUUGUCAAAAUUCUGUUGAUAAUAAAGUUGCGCAAUUCACUUUAUGUGUGUCGGGGAAAAGGAAAAAAAUGGCAAAUCCUCGAAAAUUUUCGGAGAAGAUUGCGCUUUUAAACCAGAAGGAAGCGGAAGGCAAUGCUGAGUUUGAGCGAAUUAUGCGCGAAGUCUCGGAGGUGUCAGCAAAGGUAACACAAGCACCCCGAAACACAAACUUGAUAGCAACAACUUCUGCAUUUAUCUCCCGAUCAUUACCAAAUGUUAAUGCGCCAAUUAAUGACACAAACAUUGCGAACAUUAUUGAUAAUAAGGACGAAGCAACCACAUUAGCAGGUCUGCUGACGACACCAGGAUAUUCAAACGAUAUUACAAAGAAUUCAAACUCAAGUAAUGGUAAAGCUUCAUCGAGGGAGUCAAGAGGACGAAGUGUGGGUGGUGGGCCAAUGCGUUCAAGAAGUAGAAAUAUUGACACAUCACCGUACAGCAGCAAUAACACUGCAUACUUAAGUCCACCUGAAUCAGGAUGGAGACGAACAUCAUCAGAUUCUGCUAUUAAUCAGAGUCUAGCACAAGCUGAUGACAUUCACAACAGUAACGUUCAUAAUUCACUAAUGUUGAGUCCCCGCGCUCAUAAAAGGCUGGUAAACAGUAACAGCAUGAAAAAUCUUAAUCAUCAGCAACAACAUCAGCAGCAGCAACACCAUCAGAGUCCGACAAUGAAUCAACAACACAGUCACAGUCAACAAAAUAUGCCACAAUCGACUUUUGAUCCACAAACGCUCAUUCAUCAACAACAUCACCACCAAACAAAUAUCAGCCAACAGCAUUUGACAAUGAGCAAUUUACAAGAUGUCAAAUCAAGAUCAGCGUCAAGGCUGCCAGGAAUCAAUGUUUAUCAAACACAAAACGACGACACUCUUCAAAUACCAGUUGGUAACAGUACAGGAUCUCUACCCGACCUUACAUUAGUACAUUAUCAACAGUCGCCAAUAUCAGCUCCUAUUGACUUGGAACUAACGGGUAUGAUAAUCCAAGGAAGCAACAAUUCAACCUACACGCAACAAUCAAGUCCCAUACCUAUCGAUACUAAUCAUCAACGUCAUCAUCAACACCAGCAGCAGCAGCAACAUUCGCCGCUUCACCAUCAAAGUUACCCCAACAAUAGCAACCAAAUAAGUCCCGAAAAAAUGAUGAGUUACCGAAAUGCCAAUGCGGCUUCACCCUCAAAUCUUUCAUCGUCACAAGGAAAUUUAUCGAAGAAUAGCUACCGUAACAGUCCCCACACUCGUCCAAGUCCUGGUUCAAGUCCAAAUAGCGUGCCGGGCUUAUCAGCAAAUUUCGAUUCAAAUUCGAGUGCACCAUGCAGUCCAUCACCACUGACGACAAGCAACAAUGGACAAUUUGAUACGUUCGCGUCAGUCGACAACUUUUAUAUAAAUCCAUCAAUUCAACAGCAUUUUGAACAGUUCUCAUUAAUGAAUGACAAUUACAAUGCCAUGAUGGAUGAAAGCCCGAAUCGACAAAGUAGUCCUACAAACCAAUCGAACACACCAUCGCGGACCAAUGCAAGGAGCAGUAACAGCAACAAUCAUAUGAAUCAUCAGACGAACAAUAACAGUAAUAAUCAUCAGACUAGUAACGGUAACGGUAGUCCGCAUAGUCCAUUGAGUAAUGAUUCGAUGCUAGGUUCAAAUUAUGACAACAUGAAUUGCGAUAGUCUGAGGGGUAAUCUGAUAUUGGGAUCACCGGCACUUGACAGUGCUUUAAUGAAUGGUGUUGGUAGUGGUAAUGGCGGUAUUAAUGAUAUUAUGCUUGGUGGUGGCUUAGGAAGUGAUUCAAGUUCAAAACUUAUAACAUCGAGUAGUGCGGCUCUCCAAACAACUCGCAUGAUGUCACAGACAUCGCCAUCGCAUCAUCUCAACAACACUCAAACGACGACAAGCAUACCGGAGAUUGUCUUUUCAGACUAUUCGUCAGGUUCUGACUUUGCUCGUGACUUUCUGGCAGGUGAUAAUUUCCUAGAACAGCUUGGAACGACGGAACUACAAAUGUUUGAGAAUGCCAACAUCAUCGACCCGACAAUUGAAGAUGGCUUUAGACGUGAUUUAUAUUAAGAGAAGUGAACUUGAUGGAGCAUGGGACAAAAGAAAAAAAAAAUUCCUUUUUCAUUUCAAUUUAUCCCUGAUGAAUAAGAAACUUUUUAAUUAAAUUAAAUUAAAUGUAAGUGAAACGACAAAUGAAAUAUCCUAUCCUAAAAGGGUAUAUAAAAAAGUUUGAAACUUAAUGAUGAAACUUUAAGCUUAAACAAAUCAUCGAUUUAAUCGACCGUGUGGAUAGAAACAAAAAUGAUGAAAAAAAUCCUUGCGUGCAUUAGUUUUAACAGCUGAUUUACUCCGAUUCGCAUUAUCGAGAAGAGAAUCUAUUUUUAUAAUGUGGAUUUGCAUUUUAGUUUUACAAAAAGAAGAAUAAAAAAAAAUAAAUGAAAUCAAUAAUUAGAAACGAGACAAAGGCAAGACGAAAUCAAAUCGGGUCAAUUAGCGAGGCCAAAAACAAAAACCAAUUAAAAUAUAAUAUUUAUUUUUAAUGGAGACAUCCACCGGUUUAAGCAGACAUUUAAUUAACAAUUCGGUCAGAUUCGAAGAAAUCGAAUAGAUGAAGAAAUCAAAUGGCAAAGAAAAAUUUUAUUAUAUGUUGAAAAAAAAGAACUAAGAUUAAAAAGGAUUUUAGGGUAUUCGAUGUUUUUCAUUGAAUAAGAGAUUUUAAUGAUGUUUUCUGUUGCUCGACAAUUUUAUCAUUUAGUUAGUUGUAAGAUUACAUGAAGUUGAUGAGAGUGUAAUGAAGCACUCCCAAAACCAAACAAAAAAAAAAGAUACACAGACAGAAUUGACAAAAUCAUGCGAAGGCGAAAGCUUUUAAAAUCCAAUUAGAUAUAAUAAUAAAAAAAAGAUUAUUAAUUAAAUUUUCAUUCAAUAUGAAUUUCCUCUACCAUUCGAUAGAGAACUGAAGAAAAAAAGUUAAAACAAAUAAACAGUGAUUCUUAUUUCUUGCCACAGAAAUAUUCAAUUGAAUUUUUAAAUUUUUUUUAUAAGAUCGAAAGAAAAACUUUCUCGAACCUGACUCGUUUUCAAGUCUCUUAUGAGAACGUGGUCAAUUUUUGCAACAAUUAUCUCAACGUUCUUUAAAUUUUUCCUCCAAGAUAAAUGUAAUUACAGUUUAAGCGAAUAAAAAAAUCUUUUCCCAGCCAAUUGAAUAAAAUAUAAGAUACUGAAGACGCAUAAGAAGAAAAAAGUAAUCUAAUCAGCGCGAGACUUUAUCCACGACCCUCCAACCAAAACUUAAAAGCACAAAUUCAAUUUUUGAAAGGAAAGAGAAAAAAAGAACAGUCAAACGGUGUUACUCUAAGCAAUUUUUUUCUGUAAAAUCUGAUAACAUACAAAUGGAUUCAAAAAAUAAAAGAAAAUCUUCAUUCGAAUAUCAUA
Clunio marinus is the source of this 4747-nucleotide messenger RNA. Lineage: Eukaryota; Metazoa; Arthropoda; Insecta; Diptera; Chironomidae. The record is from the annotation of a GenBank genome assembly.